This is a messenger RNA of Coffea eugenioides, 2032 nucleotides long. RefSeq lists its product as uncharacterized. Lineage: Eukaryota; Viridiplantae; Streptophyta; Magnoliopsida; Gentianales; Rubiaceae. The transcript has 2 exons. The coding region runs from base 473 to 1804 and encodes 443 amino acids. The record is from RefSeq and is a predicted model, not a curated record.
GAAUUUAGGCCGGAUUGUAGGCCGGAUUUACCUGCGUUUUUGAAAAAAAUUUUGCUGGCUCACUGGCCAGUAUCCGGCCGAUAAUCCGGCCGGAUAUCCGGCCGGAAACUGGCCGGAUUCUGGCCAAUUUCGUGCAAUAAGGGGAAUCCGCGCACGGAUUCCCCAAGCUUCCUUCUUCCUCCUUUCUUCAACCUCCACACACACUCACACCUAAAACACACACUACUUCUAAAACCCAUCUUUUAACCAUCCAAUCUCCAAACUAAAUACACCAAAACAUUCCCCUCUUCCUUGUGAGUUGAUUUCAUAGCUUAAACCCCUUCAAAAACAAGUUUUUGUUUGGGUUUUAGCUUGAGAAGAACAAGGGUUUUCAAUUUUUGAACUCUUCAAUUGAGGCCAAAUUGGAGUGAAAUUUUUGGGGGUUUCUUCACCAUUUGCACCAUUAAUCAUCUACCAACAAGUUUGAGGUACAAUGGCUCGCACUAAGAAAGGUGCAGUGAAAUCUCCUCCUCCUAACAAGAGAGGAGAAGCUUCGACGUCUAGACAACCGCGCUUGAAAAGAAAAGCAAGUAGACGUCUACAGCUUGAGGACGAGCCAUCAUCUGGAGAGGAUACUCAACAACAAGAGGAACAAGAUGCACAAGGGGACCAAGAGGAGGAAGUCCCUUAUGAUAAGUCGCGCUUCACCUCCGCCGAAAAUGAAGCUUGGUACAAUGCUAGGAGGGGAGCUAAGGUAUUGGUGGAAAAGGAUGUCACCUCGGAUGCCGAGGAGGUCUACCAUCUCAAGGCCUCCUUUGCCAAAUUGGGAUGGGAAAAUUUCUUUAACAUCCCAAACUUCUAUUAUGAGGAGCUUGUCCGAGAAUUCUAUGCAAAUGUGGAGGACAAGAAGGUUUUUCACUACGACACGGAGGUGAUUACUAGUACAGUGCGAGGGAGAAAAGUUCGAGUCCAUAGAGCUGAUUUGGAGCGCUAUCUUCAUGUUUCGGAUGUGGGGCGCAAGGUAGAUUUGAAGAAAGCCUUCAAACCCAAUGAUUUGGACUCUUGGAACAUGCUAGAGGCACUUGUACGUUUGGGGGUUGAGUACAAGGCUACUCGAACGACGGGGCGAUAUUCGGUAUUGACUUCAUCAUUUCCGGAGUCGCAACGUCUCCUUAUUUACCUAUUUGCCGCCAAUAUCAUUCCGAGGGCAAGUGGAACCAAUGAGGCGCGCACAAGUGACAUCUAUUUCUUGGAUAAAAUGAAGCAUGGCUUAGGAAACAUCCAAGGCAUUCCAUUGGGAAGCAUUAUCACCAACCACAUGUGGGCUGUGGUUCGCAGUAACGACAUCAAACAUGCUUUCCCGUAUCCUCGGUUCUUGACCUUCGAGUUUCAAAGGGUUGGAGUGGAUUUUUCUAACGCUUUCCCUACAGGUCUCAAGAAGAAGGACGUCUUUACAUUGGAUUUUUGCAGGUUCAUUUUGAAGAGUAAAGACGGCGGUGGUCCUUCAACUCAAGGAGGUGCUCAAGGGGACAUUAGGCAAGAGGAGGAAGUUGAAAUUGAACGAAUUGAAGGGGCUCAAGGGGUUGAGACAACUACCCCGCCGGUCUCAAAUGAACCGUCUUCCUCACGGCCUCCAACCUCACCUCAAGACACUCGGUCGUUUUUCAAGAAGAUAAUGGACAAGCUGCUUUGUGUCGAGGCUGAGGUAAAGAAAAGCCGCCAAGAGAAUAAGCAGAAUUCCGAGCGUCUUCGUCGCAUCGAGACCAAGCUGGGUAUUGAAGCUCCUCCGACUCCACCAUCUUCACCUGACCAAGCGACUACUUGAGGGAGUGCUCGUCACCUAGUGACAUUGCCACUAGUUUUUCUUUUCUAUUCCGUAGUGCUUGUGAUGUUUAAUUUUUAGUGAUUUUUCUUAUUUCUUUUGUGUGAACUAAUUCAAGUGAUCUUCAUCUCUGUUGUGGUUUUAAGGAUUUCGGACUACUUAAGAUUGGAAAUUCAUCACUUGGACAUGGAUUCGGAUUGCGCAAGUUCAAUUGAGCAGUAUUUUCUUUUA